Xenia sp. Carnegie-2017 is the source of this 3530-nucleotide messenger RNA. Its product is annotated as cartilage oligomeric matrix protein-like. Gene Ontology annotation, cellular component: extracellular region. Gene Ontology annotation, molecular function: calcium ion binding. Lineage: Eukaryota; Metazoa; Cnidaria; Anthozoa; Malacalcyonacea; Xeniidae. The transcript is spliced from 20 exons. Gene Ontology annotation, biological process: cell adhesion. The record is from RefSeq and is a predicted model, not a curated record. The coding region runs from base 171 to 2678 and encodes 835 amino acids.
AUAUUUUCCAUGCUUGCUGAGAGACUCGAUUGACGUCUGGAAAAUUCUAGCCGCUCGUAGGUGAUUACAGGUGUACAUAUAAGACUGGUGUCAGACUGCUAAGGUUAGACUUUAAUGUGAACAGCGCGAAAAGAGAAGAGAAGUAAGCGAGAUAACAGUAUUUGCUGAAGAUGAAUUGCCUAACGAUAGUCCUUUCAUUCCUUUGCUUAAGUACGGUCUACACAAAUGAGGUUUCGCUCAUGGACGAUUUCGAGCAAGAUUUAUCAUUGGGCUUGCAAAAAGUUGAAAACGUGACUCGUUACUGUUACCGUAGAAGAAACGGAAAUACGAACAGUAAAAUAAAGGCAAGCUCGCAAAUCAGGGAUCGCUUUAUCAAAGUCAUGCAAAGCGAUAUGUUCUCACUUACGUCACAAAUCAAAAUAAAGCAGCUAAGAGGUACAGCACAGUUUGUUUUGUUCGCCGUGCAAAGACGUACGGACCGCAAAAAAUUGUUCGUCUGGUGGAUAAAUGUCUCCCGGAAAUUGGUCGGUAUUUCCUUCAUGGACAACAGCAAACGCAUGAGGAUACUUUAUUUUUCGAAUGUCCCAUUGGAAGCGAAAAGGUGGUUUGAGCUAAAGCUUGAGUUUGAUGGUUUCCUCAAAAGCAAACCGAUUGUUGAGCUCUUCGUAAACGAUACGAAAGUUGGAAGGAAGGUGCUCACGAAUGUUUUUCGUGAUAAAUCCACAAUAAACGUGAAAGACCUGGAAGUUCGUGUCGCCGAGAUGUGGGGGUUAACAGAUAAAUACUCAGCUCCAAAGGUGUGCAUGAAACAACUGAAGAUUUUUACCAGUAUAAUAGAGGUUGCUGGCGGUAUCAGUGACAAAUCUCAUUCCACAGUGAUCGCAAAGGCAGACAUGAACGCACUGGAAGUGCGUUUAACAGAGAGUCUAACUGCUGCUUGCGACAAGUCGAUGGCCAAGUUGAUGGAAAACAUGAAAAUGACGCUGAAAUCCUGUGGACUUUGCGACAAAAGUCAAUUACCGAUCGUCGAACCUGUUCCGAACAUAACGACAACAGAAACAGAUGAACCAUACCCAAAUAAAACCACGAUAGAAGACCAAGUGGACGAAGAACCAUGUCCACCCGGACUCAAUUCCUGUCAUCGUAAAGCAACGUGUGUUCCGAAUGUCCUUGCGGGUGGCAAUCAUUGUGAGUGUAAGCUGGGCUUUGCUGGAAAUGGCUACAGCUGUGCUAAAGACACAGAUUUGGACGGUUUUCCUGACAAAGAUAUUCCAAACUGUAAAGAGAAACAAUGCAGAAAGGAUAAUUGUGUUAGUAAACCAAACAGCGGACAAGAAAACACUGACGAAGAUGAGUUGGGAGACGCAUGCGACGAAGAUGCUGACAACGAUGGUUUAUUGAAUGGAAAGGACAACUGUCCAUUUAACUACAAUCCAAGUCAAAAUGAUGCAGAUGGCGACCGAAUUGGCGAUGCUUGCGAUAACUGCGUCGAUACUCGAAACCGAAAUCAAGUAGACACUGAUAGAGAUGGCAGAGGAGAUGCUUGCGUUGAAGACUUAGACGGAGAUGAAAUCACAGAAAGAGAUAACUGUCCUUUGAUAAAGAACAAAGAUCAAAAGGAUUCAGAUGGCGACGGUCACGGAGACAAAUGUGACAACUGUCCCUUUGAAGCUAAUCCAGGACAGGAAGAUGUUGACCAAGAUCUAGUUGGUGACGUAUGUGAUUCAAAUAUAGAUAGAGACAAAGAUGGCGUUAACGAUGAUGAUGAUAACUGCGUUAAUACAAUCAAUCCUGGACAAUUAGAUACAGAUUUGGAUGGAAUGGGUGAUGAAUGUGAUCCGGAUGACGAUAAUGAUGGAAUAUUAGAUGAUGUAGACAAUUGUAGACUUACGAAGAACGAAGAUCAAGAAGUUGAUCCACUCUCCAGAAAAUACGGUAUUGCUUGUCAGGGCGAUUACGAUGGCGACAAUAUCACGAACAACGAAGACAGUUGUCCGGAAAACAAGAACUAUGGAUCAGUGAGUUUCGUCGACUAUCAGACUAUUAACCUGGACCCGAAAGAAGAAGAACAAAUCGAUCCAGUAUGGAAAGUUUUAGAUCAUGGCAAAGAAAUCUCUCAAAUUGAAAAUAGCGAUCCCGGAAUGGCUAUAGGAAAGCAGUCAUUCCGCGGAGUGGAUUAUUACGGUACCAUAUACGUGGACACGAACGUAGAUAAUGAUUACUUUGGCAUCAUAUUUGGUUAUCAAAGCAGCAGUAAGUUUUAUGCUGUGAUGUGGAAGAAACUUGGUCAGAUCUACUGGGACAAAGAACCUUUUGAAGCCAUUGGCAGAACUGGUUUGUCCAUCAAGGUGGUCAAUUCAAACACGGGACCUGGACCCGAGCUGCGCAAUGCGUUGUGGAACACAGACAGCACUGAAAACCAGGUGCGAACUUUAUGGCAUGAUACAAGAGAGCUUGGUUGGACUGAGAAAACCGCCUAUCAUUGGCAACUAAGAUAUCGUCCGAAUACUGGAUAUAUUAGGCUCAAGAUAUUUGAUGGAAAAAAGAUGGUGAUCGACACAGGAGUUCUUCAUGACAAAACCUACUCUGGGGGUCGUAUUGGAGUGAUGUCAUUUUCACAAGAAAAAGUCAGCUGGUCAAAGAUUUUCUAUCGAUGUAACGAUGGUUCUGUGAAGUAAAACGGCAUUGGACAUUAUGGACACGUCAGGAUUAGCUAUGACCACAGAAUAGACAUCUAACAGAAGGCUCACUCGGCUUAAGUCGGGGCGUAUUUUUUCACUACGCAUGCGUGACUUCCCAGCAAGAUACUUUCACCAAAUCAAUAUGGAAUAGUGUAGCACGAGAAUGCUAUUUUACUAAUAAUUCACAUUUAAAGCAAAAGUUUACCGGAAUUUUUACAAAAUGUUACCAUCUUGCGAAGACGAUAAGGUUCCAAGCUUUUGUAGUGCAAAACGAUAUAUUUAUAAAAACAUCUAUAUUUUCUAUUGCGAUCCAGCGGAAGUAUCUUGCUGGAAGGCAUGUCUGCUUAGAAUUUGCUUCAGAAACGUGGGGGACACGAACAUCAAAGAUUCCGACACGAGUGGACCUUCUGUUAAGAUAUCUCUUCUGUGCUAUAACCUUGAGAAAAUCCCACAAUGCCAUGCAUGUGUAGUUGACAAUACAUAAAUGUUCAUUCGUGCAACGUAAUUUAGAUCACGGAAUUUAAAAUGGAACUAAAAAUGACUACAAAAAAAGCGAAAAAACUAGAAGUGUGUAUAAAUUAAUGAAAAGCUAUGGCAUUGAGGAAUUUUUUUUAGAAUACUCAAAUAGUAAAUCCUUUCUCUCAAAUAAAGCAAAAUUUAACAAAUCAAUUUCAAUAUCAAAGAAUUUUGUUCAGUUGUGUGUGGAUUACCUUUUUCGAAAACGAAAAUCAUUUACCUAUAAAGCCGAACAUUGAUUCGCAAGAAACGUUUAAGGAAAUUUGAAUUCAAUUGACUUAAAGUGCCAGCGGAUCGAAAAUUAUGCUAUUAAAAUUAUAGUUUCUUUUAAAA